CUCUCUUUCUUUCUUGCUCCGUUCGUUCGCUGCUUCUCCACUUAAACAGGCCAUCUCCAAUCUCCACCGCCGGAACGAUGCUCAGCCUAUCGCCACUUUGAGACCCAAAUCAGGUGCGGCCAUUUCUAACUCUUUUGAUAUGCAUUCGCUCUGAUAUGAUUCACAGUCUUGGCGCCCACCGCCUCUUAUACCGUUCUCGCAUAGCCUACUGUGUCAAAGUUGGUCUCAUCGAUCAAGCCGUCCAAGUGUUCGACGAAAUGACUCAAGCACAAUGCCGAGUUUUUAGCAUAGAUUAUAAUCGAUUCAUUGGUGUCUUGGCCCGCCAUUCCCGUCUCGAUUUAGCUGAGCAUUAUUAUAACAAAAUGGUUCCUCAGGGUUUUUCUCUAAACCCCUUUACUUACUCUAGGCUCAUUUCAGCUCUUUGUGUGAUUAAGAAUUUUUUUCUUAUUGAGAAACUUUUGGAAGACAUGGAUAAGCUUGGUUAUGUCCCUGAUAUUUGGGCCUUUAAUAUAUACUUGAAUGUUUUGUGUGGAGAUAACCAGGUGGACUUCGCAUUGAAAGUUUUCCAUUGUAUGGUUCAGAAGGGUAGAGAGCCUGACAGUGUUACGUAUACUAUACUCAUUGAUGGGUUGUGUAAAGCUAGGAAAUUUGAUGCUGCUGUGGGAGUUUGGCGUAGUAUGAUAAGCACAGGGCUCACCCCUGAUUGUAUUGCUUGUACGGCUCUUGUCAUUGGUUUGUGUGAUGGUGGGAAGGUUGAUUUGGCUUAUGAACUUAGUAUUGGUGAAUUCAAAGAUCGAGUUGAGUUCAACCGUUUGAUAUAUAAUUCACUAAUUAGUGGGUUUUGUCGAGUUGGUAGGAUUGAUAAGGCUCAGGCAAUCAAAGAUUUUAUGAAGACAAAUGGGUGUGAGCCAGAUUUGGUUACUUAUAAUGUGUUGUUGAAUUAUUGUUGUGAUGGGUUAAUGUUAGAGGAGGCUGAGAAAUUGAUGAAGAAAAUGGAGAGUGAUGGAAUGAAACCUGAUUCUUAUAGCUAUAACCAGCUUCUCAAAGGUCUUUGCAAAGCUAAUCGACCAGAAAAGGCUUAUUUGCUUAUGAUUAGUAGGAUGGAGACGAAAAUGUUGUGUAAUGUUGUUUCGUAUAAUACUAUUAUUGGAGCGUUUUGCAAGGCUCGUCUUACUAGAAGGGCAUACAAGCUUUUUCAGGAAAUGAGCCAGAAGGGAAUUGAACCGGAUGUUGUAACAUUCACAAUUCUUAUAAAAGCAUUUCUUAACGAAGGUAGUUCUGAUGUAGCCAAAUUGCUUCUUGAUGAGUUGAUGAGAAUGGGUCUCUCACUAGAUUGCAUAUUUUACACUGCCAUAGUUGAUCAGCUAUGCAAGGCAAAGAAGAUUGAGAUGGCUCUUAGUGUUUUCAGUGACAUGGUUGAAAGAGGAGUCACUCUUGAUGUGAUUUCAUACAAUGCCCUUAUAAAUGGGCUUUGCAAAGCUUCUAGAGUGAGUGAAGCUAUGUGUCUAUACAAUGAAAUGCAAACUAAAGGAUUCAGUCCAGAUGAAGUGACUUUCAAAUUGAUAAUAGGGGGCCUCAUUCGGGAAAAGAAGCUUCAUGAGGCAUGUAGUGUAUGGGAUCAGAUGAUGGAGAAGGGCUUUACUCUUGGAACAGCUGUUUCUGAGACUCUAAUUAAUGCUAUUAAUUCAAGGGAUGGUGAGUGAACUUGCAAAAUGGUUUCUGCCUGCAUGUUGUCCCAAGUUUUGCUUCAAGACUUCCAUUCUGUCCACCCCCAACAAAAGAGAUUUUGCUGACUGUUUUACGUGAGUGGUAUGCUCUGAGCAAAAACACCAUGCCGUAUUUUAAGCGAUCCUAUUCUUAUCCUCAACAUUGUUUUCUGAUUGAUCAAUAAUGCUUCCGUCUGUAUGCAAUACCGGAAAGAUCAUUUGGCAGCUUUGACUAAAAGUUCCUGAAGAUCAAUCCUCUUAAUUCUUGUAUGAUCUAUCUUUGCGUCCUUCCAAGCUAUGUAAAUUUAUUAAACUGUGACGUAAGAAAGUACUAUAACCUCUUGUGUCCCCUUAUGUCUCUGUUGGUUUGAAGUGCUGGUAUCAUCCACGGAUGGCUGAAGAAUGCUGCCUUUGGGACAACAGAGUGUGAAGGAGCUUAGUAAGUUUCAAAGUCUCUGUUUUAUGGUUACUUCACUCAAAUGGGAAAAAGCAAGUAGGAGGAAAUGAAGGGAAUGUGUUUGUUCAAAUUCAUUGAUUCUCUGAUCCACUUCAAGAAGAUAAUUUUGAAGCUCGUGUUGGACUGAAAAUUUAUCUCCACCAGCAUGGCAGCAUCAGUGUCCUAAGAAACACUGAUUGCAGAUGUUAUACAAGAAAUGACCUAAUCAUUUUGAGGGCUAAAACUGACUAUGGUUCACUCCAUUCCGCAAUGAACCUGUGUUUGUGAGCUUUUAUUUUUUUAGAAAGUGGCAAUGUCCUGCACAUUAGAUGAUUUAUUUGAAAUCCAUAUUGAGUACACAUACUAGGUAGAGAAAGUGGCAAUGUAUUGUACAAUAUUUUAUCAUUAUUAGUAUUAUUCUUCAUAAUUUGAGUGUAUACACAAAACUUAUCCGACACCAAAAAGAAAAUUUUUGGGAUUUGGUUUACAAAUCAAUAUUAUAGAAAGAAGCAAUUUUAUGUAUUA
Messenger RNA from Humulus lupulus (European hop), 2667 nucleotides. Its product is annotated as pentatricopeptide repeat-containing protein At1g13040, mitochondrial. The record is from RefSeq and is a predicted model, not a curated record. The transcript has 2 exons. Lineage: Eukaryota; Viridiplantae; Streptophyta; Magnoliopsida; Rosales; Cannabaceae. Gene Ontology annotation, molecular function: protein binding. The coding region runs from base 156 to 1703 and encodes 515 amino acids.